This is a messenger RNA of Podarcis raffonei (Aeolian wall lizard), 263 nucleotides long. RefSeq names its product PIGB opposite strand 1 (gene PIGBOS1). The coding region runs from base 93 to 263 and encodes 56 amino acids. The record is from RefSeq and is a predicted model, not a curated record. The transcript has 2 exons. Lineage: Eukaryota; Metazoa; Chordata; Lepidosauria; Squamata; Lacertidae.
CGCGCGACUUCCGGCGCCUGGAGCCGCACCGGUUGAGCGGCUGCCUGAGGGAGGCUUGAGCCGCGGAGAGCGAGAGAGGCGUCGCGGAGGCCAUGCUGGGGCGGCGGGGCUUGUCCUUCGGGCACCUGCUCCUGGCCACGGGGCUCGGCGUGGCGGGAGGCAUCUACAUUUACCAGCCCAUCUUCCAAGAAUACAGUAAGAAUAUAAAAAGUCAAAAAGAAAAAGGGGAAAAAAUACGAAAAAACAGAAAAAAAGAUACAUAA